CUCACUUCAUGUGUGGCGCGGCUGACGAACGUCCGUCGCCGAACAGUCUCCGUGCAAUCGUUCUCGAUACCGCAACGGCUUCCUCUUCCUACCAGCAGCGAUUCGCCAUUUUUUCCGCAAGGUUCGUCAAACUGGCACGAUGGAUCUUCUUGGAUCGUCCAUUCCUGGCGAUGUUGGCCUGCGUUUGCUUUUGACCCCUAUUUGUUCGAAUAUUGUGAUUAGAACUGCUUGCUGCACUGUGGGGACUGUUUUACCAGUGUACUCUACUUUCAAGUCUAUAGAAAGUAAUGAUCAAGAAGAACGAGAAAAGUGGCUUGUUUAUUGGGCAGCACAUGGAACAUUCAGUCUUCUCGAAGUGUUUUCCGAUAAGCUGAUUUCCUGGGUCCCAUUCUACUAUCAUGUGAAGUUUGCUUUUCUCUUAUGGCUCCAGCUUCCGUCCAAUAAUCAGGGUGCAAGCCAUUUGUAUAGAAGGCACAUACGCCCCUUCUUGUUGAAGCAUCAAUAUAAAUUUGAUCUAUUGCUCAACUACACAUCUGGCGAAACCAUAAAAUUUCUUGUUGCUCACGAAAUUGAAAUCCAGUGCUUGAAGGACUUGAUUAUGAAAGGCGCAAGAACAGCUAACCAAAUGCUGAAAGACUUCAGACUGUUUCAAUUCCAAGGUGGAGAGGGUCCGAAUGCGCCCACAAGGUUAGCAAUUCAGGACUCUGAUGAUAUAAACAAUUAGUCAUAAUGUUGUCUAUCGGUUUGUUUGAUUCCGGAUUACUUAGGUUUUUAUGGUUUUGAUUUAAGUUUGGUCUGAACCUUAUGGUCAUGCAAAAUGUAUAGCUAAUCCUGUUUUCUUUUUAUUUUUAUAGUCCUCUGAAGCUUUUUGAGAAUUUGGACCUUGUUGACUUAUUUUAUGUGUUUGCAUCA
This is a messenger RNA of Phalaenopsis equestris, 912 nucleotides long. RefSeq names its product HVA22-like protein k. The transcript is spliced from 9 exons. The record is from RefSeq and is a predicted model, not a curated record. Bases 140 to 724 code for a protein of 194 amino acids. NCBI's taxonomy places the organism in Eukaryota, Viridiplantae, Streptophyta, Magnoliopsida, Asparagales, Orchidaceae.